AUGCACUCAUUCCCCCCCGUUGUGACGGGCCCGGGCCAGCAGACAGAUUCUGAGUACCUAGUUAUCUUUAAGGUGAACACCGUCCUUCUGCGGGUCAGUGACUGCCGAGGCCUUGGUGUCUCUCAUCGUAGCCGGACACGGAUCUCGGUGCGAAGCCGCUUCCCUUCACGUCCCUGCCAGCGCAAGGCUGACCUUCUUAUCCUUAAAGAAAUACACAGAGUGUAUCUCCUCCUGCAGGCCCACGUCCGAACCUCCACCCGAACUCUCCGCACAGACACGGGCGGCAGUCGGCCUCUCGCGGCGCCUGGAGCCGGAGGGGGUUCCAAGCUGAGGAGAUCUGGGAAACCGCCGGACCCGGACCCGGCGUGUACGCGCUCUCAGCCUUGGUCACCGCGUCGGGGUGGCGCCUCUAGUGAGGCGUGUGCAGGCUCUGUCUGCGUCCUCAUCUGGUCUUCCCGCGCCCCUCUCGGGCGUCCGCGCUCCGGCGUCCUGGCUGCCCGGUUCGUGGCUAUCCGGGCAGUGGCCUGGCUGCUCGUUGGGUUGGCCGGGCUCACCCACUCGCUGGCCUCGGCCUUCAGCGACGCCCCCUUUGGCGCUGGCAUCAGGGCCACUUGUUCUGAAAUUAUUUUGAGGCAAGAAGUUUUGAAAGAUGGUUUCCACAGAGACCUUGUAAUAAAAGUGAAGUUUGGAGAAAGCAUUGAAGACUUGCAGACCUGCCGACUCUUAAUUAAACAUUAUAUCCCAACAGGACUUUUUGUGGAUCCAUAUGAACUGGCUUCAUUACGAGAGAAAAACAUAACAGAGGCAGUGAUGGUUUCAGAACAUUUUAAUAUAGAAGCCCCCAAUUAUCUGUCCAGGGAAUCUGAAAUUCUCAUGUACGCCAGAAAAGAUGUCCAGUGCAUUGAUUGUUUCCACACCUUCUUACCUGUGCACUACCGCUACCAUCGGCCACAAAGCAAAGAUGGAGAAACACAUAUUGUGGUCAACAACCCAGAUCUGUUGAUGUACUGUGACCAAGAAUUUCCGGUUUUGAAAUGCUGGGCACAAUCCAAAGUAGCAGCUCCUUGUGCUUUCAAGAGUAAGGAUAUCUGCCAGUGGAACAGUAUGAAGUAUAAGUCGAUCCUCAAGAAUGUAACCUUACAUGUUCCAGUAGGACUGACUAUACAUACCUCGUUAGUAUGCUCUGUGACUCUGCUCAUUACUAUCCUGUGUUCUAUUUUAAUCCUUCUUGCUGUUUUCAAAUAUGGCCACUUUUUCAUAUAAGUUUUUUACAGUUAAAUGUUUUCUGUAAUCCUAAAUAACUUAUUUGUGUUUAGAAAUGUUCUUCUAAAAUUCAUAACUUUUGUGUUUUAUCUUCAUUUAUAGUUAAAGUUGCCAGAGGAAAUUUUUAGUCACUCUAAGCUAAUUCCAAAAGUUAAUGCUUUUGUGUAAACCUUUGAAAAUGUUUAGUCAUCAAGAGCCUAUAGCAAAGGCUUAAUUCGGCUGCAUUAACAUUUAUUGUUAGAAGUGACUAUCUUGGAAAAAACUUAGAAAAGAUAAGAGAAAAUAAGAUAGAAAAAAUCAGUUCAUUAUAAUUGGUGACAAAUUAUUCUCACUUUAUAAAUAUGAACCUUUCCAUUUAAGCUAAAAAUGGAGAAAAUCCUUAUAAAAAUAAAAUGGGUUAUCUAGCUCAAGUGGUUGACACUUACCUAGCAUGUAUGAAGCCCUGACUUCAAUCCACAGUACUUUCCUCUCAAGAAAAAGAAAAAGAAAAAAUUAAUUUAGAUGGAAAUCAGGUUUAAUUUGAAUCUUAGUUUUAUGAGACUACUAAAGUUCAGAAGGUCAA
Messenger RNA from Dipodomys spectabilis (banner-tailed kangaroo rat), 1825 nucleotides. RefSeq names its product phosphatidylinositol glycan anchor biosynthesis class X (gene Pigx). The transcript is spliced from 7 exons. Gene Ontology annotation, cellular component: endoplasmic reticulum membrane. The record is from RefSeq and is a predicted model, not a curated record. The coding region runs from base 1 to 1263 and encodes 420 amino acids. Lineage: Eukaryota; Metazoa; Chordata; Mammalia; Rodentia; Heteromyidae. Gene Ontology annotation, biological process: GPI anchor biosynthetic process.